AUGCAUUUUCUGUCUUUGUCGUCUUCAACGCCACCUUUUACUCUAUCUUCAUAUCCAUCCUCUCUUUCUCCGCCGCUCUCCAUUGUUGAUAUGUUACAAUUAACACAUUUUUUUCAAGCCUUAUCGUUGUCAAACUCGUCCAAGAACUUGAAAGCAAGCAGAAUAGGCAGCACUAAAUAUAGAACCGAAGAGCUUCCGAUUCUAUCUGAUUUCGAUAGCCACGAGGAAGCACUAGUCGUCAUGGAUGGUGACCGUGAUCCGAUGAAAUCUUCGGUAUCGCUCGAGCCAGCAGAAUCCAGGACGGGCAGCAACAGAGAUUUGAACCAAGAUCCAAGUUUUAGGCAAUCUAAUUUAGAGUUUUGGAGCGACAGGGGAGAGAGGAACAACGGCGGUAACGGUAGCUUCGAGUACAAGAAAGGGUGGCAAGCGGGGGAGGAAUCACCGACGUGGAAGAAAAUGAACGAUCAUCUCAUGAACAGAAGGAACAACAGCAACGAGAUUACAUCAGAGAUGGGGUUAGAGUUAGACGACCUUAAACGCGACCCGUCCUUAGCCCGAGACCCUAGAAACGUUUCUUUCGAAACCGGAGGCGUGAGUUUCAACACCCAAACGCAACAACAAGACGGAAUAGUAAAUGAUCAGACCAACGAUCAGUCCAGACGCGUAUCGAAUGCGUCGGCUCCUCUAUCCCUCAUCGGAAAAUCGGGUUUGCUAGGAAUGAAGAGUACCAAGUCGAGGCUUAUAGACAGGUCAGAGGAAGAGGUACAAUUGAUGUCCGGUUUGUUAGGAAAAUCCGGUCAGCUUAAGUCUGGUUACUCCGGUAUGCUCGGGAAAGGAUCGGAAUACGAAGAAGAAGAUGACCCUUUUGCAGAUGAUGUUUUGCCUGAUGAAUUCAGGAAAACCAAUCUUGAUGCAUUCACUUGGGUUCAAUUGGUGAGUCUUUUUGUUAUUGUUGCGGCUUUGCUAUGCAGCUUAUUCAUCCCUUCACUGAAAGUAAUUGACCUAUGGGAGCUUGCUCUAUGGAAAUGGUUAGUGUUCUUGCUGGUUUUGAUCUGUGGACGAUUGGUUUCGGGUUGGGGGAUCCGAAUCCUUGUCUUCUUCAUCGAGAUGAACUUCUUUUUAAGGAAAAGGAUGCUGUAUUUCGUAUAUGGUUUAAGAAAACCGGUCCAGAAUUGCUUAUGGUUAGCCCUAGUUCUUCUGGCAUGGCGUUUCUUGUUUGACAAGGAAGUGGAGAGGAAAAGCAUAUUGCUUCAAUUUGUUUCCAAAAUCCUUAUAUGCUUGUUGGUGAGCACGUGUUUGUGGUUACUCAAGACACUGCUAGUAAAAGUAAUGGCUUCAUCUUUUCAUGUCAGUACUUAUUUCGAUAGGAUUCAAGAUACAUUGUUCAACCAAUAUGUGAUCGCGACGCUCUCGGGUUCUCCGGUAAUCGAAGCCCGAAGGAUGGAAGAAGAAGAUGAAAGAACCGCAGCCGAGAUCAGAAAGUUGCAGAAUGCCGGUGCAACCGUGCCUUCGGAUCUUCGCGACGAUGCCUUCCCACAACAGAGUAGUGGGAUGUUGAAGAAAACAUUCACCAGGUUGAAAACACUUUCUCAACAAGGUUCGUCGAAGAAAGAGGAUGUCGGGAUCGCAUUAGAACAUGUACAUAAGCUCAAUCAAGAGAACAUCUCGGCUUGGAACAUGAAGAGGUUGAUGAAGAUGGUCCGACACGGGACACUGACGACAUUGGAUGAACAAGUUAUGGAGGAUGAUUCGGUGAAACAGAUCAGAAGUGAACAUGAAGCAACGGCGGCUGCCAAGAAGAUUUUCCACAAUGUGGCUCGCCGUGGGUCGAAAUUUAUCUACUUGGAGGAUUUGAUGAGGUUUAUGGGAGAAGACGAAGCUUUAAGAACAAUGGCUACCUUUGAAGACGCCUAUGAGCACGGGAGAAUAAGCAAAAAGUCCUUGAAGAAUUGGGUGUUGAAUGCCUACAGAGAACGAAAAGCCCUUGCCUUGACCCUAAACGACACAAAGACAGCAGUAAACAAGCUUCACAAGAUCAUAAACGUCAUUGUCGGGACCAUUAUACUCGUAAUAUGGCUUGUGGUUCUGGAAAUCGCUUCCUCAGAGCUUAUCGUACUCUUCAGUUCCCAGCUGGUCCUCGCAGCCUUCAUCUUCGGGAACACCUGCAGAACCAUCUUCGAAUCCAUAAUCUUCUUGUUCAUCAUUCACCCUUUCGACGUCGGCGAUCGGUGUGAGAUCAACGGAGUGCAGCUUGUGGUGGAAGAGAUGAACAUUUUGACUACUGUUUUCUUGAGAUACGACAACAUGAAGACGGUGUUUCCCAACAGUGUUCUUUCAACGACGCCUAUAGGCAACUUUUAUCGAAGUCCAGACAUGCUUGAUCUGAUUGAGUUCGUGGUCCACGUUGCUACUCCGGUCGAAAAGAUUGCUCUCGUAAAGCAAAGAAUAAUAAAUUAUAUUGUUAACCGGAAGGAUCAUUGGUGUUCUGAUCCAAUGAUCGUGGUAAAAGAUCUGGACAAAUUGAACCGGAUGAAAUUGGCACUUUGGGUGACUCAUAAAAUGAACUACCAAGACAUAGGGGAGAGGUUGGAAAGGAGAUCUCGACUGGCUGAAGAAAUGGUCAACAUCUUCAAAGAAUUCGACAUUCAAUACCGUUUGUUUCCCGUUGACAUCAACGUCUGCAACUUGCCUACCUCCUCUCGUUUCCCUUCCACAUGGACCACCGCCGAAACUUCCGAACACAAAAUCGAUUGA
Molecule: messenger RNA, 2754 nt
Organism: Hibiscus syriacus
Lineage: Eukaryota; Viridiplantae; Streptophyta; Magnoliopsida; Malvales; Malvaceae
Product: mechanosensitive ion channel protein 6-like
Exons: 6
Coding region: 1-2754 (917 amino acids)
Biological process (GO): transmembrane transport; monoatomic anion transport
Cellular component (GO): plasma membrane
Molecular function (GO): mechanosensitive monoatomic ion channel activity
Source: RefSeq, a predicted model, not a curated record